AUGGCUGCGCGUCCUCUCAGGAUCGGCUUCGUGCCGGAACACUUUUCAACGCCGAUUCACUUUGCCAAGAAGCACUACAGCCUGGACGCCGAGCUUAUCCCCUUCCCGUCCGGCACCGGCCACAUGAUCACGGCCAUCCGGGACAGGGAGAUCGACAUUGGCAUUGGCUUGACCGAGGGCUGGGUGGCUGGUCUGGGAAAGACGCAGCAGGCCGGCGAGGGCGACGGCGGGUACACCUUUGUGGGCACCUACGUCGAGACGCCGCUAUGCUGGGCCAUCUCGACCGGAGCCAACCGGAGUGACAUCCAGUCGGCUGAUUCGCUCAAGGGGGCCAAGAUUGGUGUCUCGCGCGUCGGAUCUGGCAGCUAUGUAAUGGGCUUUGUCCUGGCCGACCAGCGUGGUUGGCUGACCAGUGGAGAGCAGAGCUCCCCCUUCUCAGACAUUGUGGUUCUCAAUACGUUUGAAAACCUGCGCAAGGCCGUCAACUCAGGUGAGGCUGACUUCUUCAUGUGGGAGACAUUUACGUCAAAGCGGUACUACGACCUGGGCGAGAUCCGCAAGGUCGGCGAGAUCUACACGCCCUGGAGCAGCUGGAAGAUUGUUGCUUCUACUUUACUAGUUCAGGGCGGCGACGUUGACCCGCGCGUGGAGGACCUGCUGGAGAAGCUCAACCUCGGCAUCAAGCACUUCAACGAGAAUCAGGAGGAGGCAGUCGAGUAUAUCAGCACACAUCUGGAUUACACAGCUGAGGACGCCCGCGAGUGGCUCAAGACGGUUAAGUUCCCUAAGUGGACGCAGGGUGUCGACCCUAAGGUCAUUGCUAGCACCGUCGAGAUUCUUUGCAAGGCAGGCGUGUUGUCAGCGAGCAAGGGGGUUGACUCGAAUGCUAUGAUCACCAAGCAACGGUAA
Molecule: messenger RNA, 909 nt
Organism: Thermochaetoides thermophila DSM 1495
Lineage: Eukaryota; Fungi; Ascomycota; Sordariomycetes; Sordariales; Chaetomiaceae
Exons: 2
Coding region: 1-909 (302 amino acids)
Source: RefSeq, a predicted model, not a curated record